AGAACUUUAGUAACAAACAAAACAAAGAUCAGCUGACGCUAGUGCGACGCAGUUCACGAAAAUUAAAAAAAUAUAACGUUAUUUGAGUGUAUUCAUAGGUCAACUGCGACAGAAGAGAAGUAAAAACAUGAUGUAGUUGUUGGAAGGAAUAGCUAAGUCUGUAGCUUUGUGGAAAUUGAACUGAAGACAAGUGAUUCUUGGUAGUUUAUGAAUAGUGAAAGAAAGUCUGGCUUGAUCAUGUCAUCAGCCAUGUCUGGGGAGAGUGGCCGAAGCUCACGACCAUCUGUGGGCCAACAAGUGCGUCCAGAACCUGUGAUAGAGAAGACUUUUGUGGAAAAUGUGGCUGGCUUCAUAAAUGAGGUUGUACCACAAACCUACAGCAAUCCUUCUCAUUAUGAGGGAAAAGAAACUAUCAGUUGGGUGCGAUUUGAUCAUUGUGAUAUCAAUGACUUGGCACAGUUUCGGGAUAAGAUAGAAGUUAAUGGAAAUUCUCCUCCUCUCCUCCUGAUUGUUGGUUAUGCAUGUGGUGUACAGGUAUGGGUGAUUCCUGUGAAUGGAGAGGCAGUGGAGGUUUUAUCUUGGAGGCAGGGUGCUGUACGGACCCUUAAAGUUCUUCCCUCUCCUACUACAUCAUCGAGUGCUGUAGAUAUUUAUUCUCUUAAAAGACCUAUCAUCGCUCUCUGUGACUCGGCUGGUCCUGGCCCUCAGUUUUGUUCAGUGACAUUCAUCUCCCUCAAGACUGGUGAACAGGUAUAUGAUCUUUUGGAAUUGAUUUUAUUGCAAAUGUUUCUGAGUUGUGUUAUUGACUGUCGUGAUCGAUAUAGAGCAUUUAGUAAUUUUCAGCUUUAUUGA
This is a messenger RNA of Macrobrachium nipponense, 852 nucleotides long. RefSeq names its product BCAS3 microtubule associated cell migration factor-like. The record is from RefSeq and is a predicted model, not a curated record. Bases 208 to 852 code for a protein of 214 amino acids. NCBI's taxonomy places the organism in Eukaryota, Metazoa, Arthropoda, Malacostraca, Decapoda, Palaemonidae. Gene Ontology annotation, biological process: autophagy; response to starvation. The transcript is spliced from 5 exons. Gene Ontology annotation, cellular component: cytoplasm.